GGCACCGAGGGCAUUAAAGUCUGGGAUAUCAAAUCUCGGAAAGAACUCACAUGCUCAUCUCAUAACUACGAGUCCCGAGGCACAGUCAGCUGCGCUGUCUGGAUUACGACAAGACUGGCCAUGACAGAAACCCUUUGCUAUGGAACAGGGCUUGGUUACAUCGUGUUUUUGCGACGUAGCCCAGUAGAUAUGCUUUUUCAGGAGACUUGCACCAGGAGGCUCGGAUCGGGCUUCGAGAUUACAUGUCUGUCAUGGGAUAUGUCCUCUGAAGGGAGUACUCGGAUUGCAGUCGGAACAAGGGACAAGAUAGUUCAGGUACUUGUUCUAAACACGAACUCGCAACUGGAGGCCGUUUUCGCGGUGCGACUGGACAACACUGUGCCGAAGUCUGUAGCAUUUGCAGACGAUAAAGGUGUUUAUGUGUUUGGACUAUAUGACGGCAACUUCAUCAAGCUGAAGGGGGAUGACGGCGCAGUAGUGAAGGAAUAUAGUUGCCAAUCGGUGAUCGGACAUGCGGCAAUCAACCAGAAGAGGGGUGUGUUUGUGGUAGACAACGCAACCGACGGGUUUACGUUGUACCGACUUCUCGGUGAUGAGGAGCCAGUUCGAACUUUCAUCACCGCUCCUCCCAGUGUAUCAGUCCCAAAGCAGGUGGCAUUCGGUGCCGAAGGGAGGUUGGUGGUAGGUGGGAGUGACAAUGGUUUGGUAUAUAUAUUCGAGAGGAAAACGGGGAAGUUACUGGAGAGUCUUCAUCACUCCAAUGCCGGCCUGGUGCAGACAAUAGCCGUAGGUGUUGACUUGAUUCGGAGAUGUGGUGCUGAUUGUAUUUCAGACACGUGA
Messenger RNA from Suillus fuscotomentosus, 840 nucleotides. RefSeq lists its product as uncharacterized. Gene Ontology annotation, molecular function: protein binding. NCBI's taxonomy places the organism in Eukaryota, Fungi, Basidiomycota, Agaricomycetes, Boletales, Suillaceae. The annotation marks the transcript as partial. The transcript has 3 exons. The record is from RefSeq and is a predicted model, not a curated record.